Messenger RNA from Maylandia zebra (zebra mbuna), 3277 nucleotides. RefSeq names its product reversion-inducing-cysteine-rich protein with kazal motifs (gene reck). Lineage: Eukaryota; Metazoa; Chordata; Actinopteri; Cichliformes; Cichlidae. Gene Ontology annotation, cellular component: plasma membrane. Gene Ontology annotation, molecular function: metalloendopeptidase inhibitor activity; protein binding. Gene Ontology annotation, biological process: blood vessel maturation; extracellular matrix organization; sprouting angiogenesis. The record is from RefSeq and is a predicted model, not a curated record.
GAACAGACGUGGAACAUCUACUUAACCGGACUCCGGCUUCAAUCUGCGCAUGCUCUCUGCGGUCGCCAAACCUGGGGUUGUGGACACAGGGAGGGAUAGAGAGGGCAGCGAGAGAGCGAGCGACGACCCAAUGAGCAACAUGUUGCAUUUUCUAUGUCUUCUUUUCCACGAUGCACUUUAGGAUUUCAAUAAGAUGCGUGUGUGUUUCCAGAUAACCAGUUUCCUUCUCGCCGUAAACUUUUACAGCCGGCCAGUGCGAGCUCAGGAUCCCUCCUGUUGCCACCAUGCUGCCGAAUUCUCACCUUGCAGAGAAGCUUGUGGCCAGCUCACCACUAUAAAGAGUGAGUCACGUCUGAAGCAUCUCCUGCAGAGGUUACCUGGUUACUGUCCAGAGUCUAUGAAUGAACUUUGGAUGUGCAUCAAUUCUACACUUCCAGGAGUAUCGAGGAAAUCAGAAGGCUGGGUGGGGCUGGGCUGCUGUGAACUGGCCAUCACGACCGAGUGUCGCAAGGAAUGCAAACAGGCAUCUUCAAAAAAUGAUAUAACAAAAGUAUGCAAGAAAACCACAGAGAACUCGCUCUACAGCUGCAUCACCAAAAAUGAAAUGGGCUCUACAUGCUGCAGCUAUGCAGGUCGUCACACCACCUGCAGAGAGUACUGCCAGGCCAUCUUCAGGACUGACUCGACCCCCACCGUGUCCCAGAUCAGCGCUGUCAAAGACUACUGUCAGACUCACAGUGCUCAGCUGAUUCACUGUGUCAACAACUUCACAAAGUCCUACCCCAUACACAGCCCUGUGGACAGUCUGUACUGCUGCGACAGGGCAGCUACCCACUGCCAGAUGGCUUGCCGACAAAUCCUUCGCACUAUGAGCACAGAGCAUGAGAUUAUGGAGGGUUUGAUCAAAGAGUGCGGCUCCCAGCCGCUCCCUCAGGAGCCUAUGUGGCAGUGCUUUCUGAGCAGUGUCCAGACUCCUUCCAUAACUGAAGAGGAUAACCUUCCUGCCAAGAUGGACUGUGCCAAGCUGCACUGCUGCUCCAAAGCCAACACCUCACUCUGCAGGGACAUGUGUCUGGAGAUCAGCUCCAACUGGGGCAGCCAGACAUGGCAAGACUUUGACCAGCUCUGUGAGUACAACCCAGUGGAAACAGAGCUCAUCAACUGCCUGGCUGACGUCAGAGAGCCCUGCCAGCUGGGCUGCAAGGACCUCACUUACUGCACCAACUUCAAUAACAGGCCGACGGAGCUGUUUCGCAGCUGUAACAUCCAGUCAGACCAGGGUGCCAUGAAUGACAUCAAGCUGUGGUCUAAUGGUACAAUUAAGAUGCCCUUCAUGAACAUCCCUGUGCUGGACAUUAGGAAGUGUCAGCCCCACAUGUGGAAGGCUGUGGCCUGCGCCCUGCAGAUCAAACCCUGCCACAGCAGGUCCAGAGGGAGCGUUAUAUGCAAAUCAGAUUGUGUGGAUAUCCUGACCCAGUGUGGAGAUACAAAACGUUUUCACGAAGGACAAACACCAGAGAGGAUCUGUGAGCUCCUGUCGCCUAUUGAUGACCCUGAACACUGCAUCCCUCUCUACAGAUACCUUACACCCAGCUCCCUAGGCAGCAACACUGUUAAGGAGGUUAUCCAUCCAUGCAAUCCUAACCCCUGUCCAAGCAACCACAUAUGCCAGGUGAACAGGAAGGGCUGCCUCGAUGAGCUAAACUGUCAGCCAUACCUCUGUGUGCCAGGCUGCAAAAUGGGUGAAGCCUCUGAGUUCUUGGUGCAACAGGAUGCUCGUAUCCAAGUGCCUACGCGCACUGAUCCUACGGUUUGCUUCGAGGUGUGCAGCUGUGGUCCCAGUGGGCGACUGGAGAACUGUGUGGAGAUGCCCUGCAUGGACACCAGCAAGCCCUGCAUAGUAGGAGGACAGAGGAAGAGCCAUGGGACGUCUUUCAAGACCGACUGCCACAACUGUUACUGCUUUGCUGGUGAGACCGUCUGCUCCACUAAAGAGUGUCUCAGCUCUGGAUACACAGAUGACAGUCAUCGACACUUUACUGGUCUUCCCUGUAGCUGCCAGGACCGCUUUGUUCCAGUGUGUGCCUCUAAUGGGCGGACAUAUCCCAGUGCCUGCGUUGCUCGAUGUAUGGGAUUCAAGGACAGUCAGUUUGUCUUUGGCCCGUGCCACCUCAGUAAACCAUGUGCCAGCAAACCCUGCCAGAGAAACCAGAGGUGCAUCCCAAAGUAUCGCGUGUGUCUGAGUGACGUGUCGGACUGUCCGCAGUAUGAGUGCAUCGGGCACGCGGCAACCUGCGACAAGAACAGCGAGGACUCAGUCUGCGACACUGAGGGCAUCGACCACCGCAGUCUGUGCCAUUUGCACCAGGCUGGGAAAAUCUUGGCCUACAUGGGUCGCUGCCAGGAAGGCUGCAGAAAGCCAAAACAAGUCUGUGGCCAUAAUGGCGAAACCUACAACACGGUGUGUGGCGCCUAUUCUGACCGUGUCACUGUGGACUAUGAGGCCCCCUGCAGAGCUGUGGGAGCUGUCUCUGACGUGGCCCCUGACUCAGCCUGCAGUUUGGUUUCAUGUCCAAGUCUGUCCACUCCAGGCUGCCACCCUGUCACUCCACCAGGAGCCUGUUGUCCCAUAUGUGCCAGCAUCCUGCAGAUCCUCUGGAGCAAAGAGCGAAUGAACACGUUCUCAAAGCUGAACAAGAAGCAGCCGGUGACGGUCCACGAUGUCCUUCAGAUCCUGCGGCCUCACAUCUCAGUGCCACAGUGCGAUGUUUUCGGCUACCUGAGUAUUGACCACCUGCUGGUGGUCAUCAUCGCCCCAAUGGACCAGCAGCCAACACCUCUGCAGAUUGAAGCCUGCAGUAAAGAGGCUGAGAAGAUUGACUCCCUCAUCAACUAUGCCAGCCCCACUCUGGUGUCCCACGUCCCUCUGUCUGCCUUCCUCACCUCUGAAAUCAAGACAUCUUCCAUCCACUCCUCAGGGAGCACGCCAUGGUCACCUCUGACACCCGCCCUGUGUUUCCUUCUGGGUCUCCUUGUUACACCGGCUCCAGUGCUCUAAGUGCCAGCCUCUGUGACUCCCAGUGCCAAAGUCAGGAUGGUGGGCGUGUUCUGGCAGCAAUGAACAGACGAUCGUGAUGACAAUCAUUCCUAUUGACUGACCUGCGUUUCAAACAAUCAGGGUGGUUCAAAGCUUUUGUAUCAACUGUGUUUAGUGAAUAGUUACUCACUGGAUUUCCCAGCCAGUGUGUGUGCGUGUGCGUGUGUGUGUGUGUGUGCG